This is a messenger RNA of Hippocampus comes (tiger tail seahorse), 2847 nucleotides long. It is a transcript of the gene lrit1b, whose product is annotated as leucine-rich repeat, immunoglobulin-like and transmembrane domains 1b. Gene Ontology annotation, molecular function: protein binding. NCBI's taxonomy places the organism in Eukaryota, Metazoa, Chordata, Actinopteri, Syngnathiformes, Syngnathidae. The record is from RefSeq and is a predicted model, not a curated record. The coding region runs from base 555 to 2504 and encodes 649 amino acids. Gene Ontology annotation, cellular component: endoplasmic reticulum membrane. The transcript is spliced from 4 exons.
GAAACAUGAAGAUUGUGUCAAUUCUUGACUCCGUCUUGAUGAGAUUUAUCGCACCAAAAAGACGCAGCACGCCUUUGUCGAAACUUUCCCACAUACAAAGUCGUGCGAAUAUCAGUCAGCGGUUGCUUUCGACAAAAGGUUUCCUCCGACCUCUGUCGGCAAUGAUCAAAUCUCAAUUCAAAUGAUUAGAAUUUUGUGAUGUCCUGCGGCACCCGUUGAAGGUUCUCCAGCCGGCCUCGUUUGCGCGUCUGGGUGAAAUGUCGACGUCGGGAAGAAAACGAGACUGACAAGUGUGCAGCCUAUCAGCAUCCAGGAUCGCCCCGGUGGAAUCGUGUGAAUGGAAAUAACCACAAAGUAAACUCCUCCUCCUCCACCCCCCCGCUCCUUUAAUCCCAGCGCAUCCUUUUGAGCCGAGGAUUGACAGCAGGCGGAGCAGAAUGGAGCCGAUGGGCCGCCACGCAUCCCGCGUCCGCUUAAACCGCCGCAACUCCUUUUCGGACUCGCGUUCCGCGGCGAAGUAGCGCCAAGCAUUUCGGAGCCUCGCCGGAAGCAAAAUGAGUCGACAUUUGUCUUGCGCUUUCUGCGUGGCUUUCGUGGUUUUCCCCCUCAUGACCACUUCGUGCCCUGCGCAGUGCAGCUGCUUCUUCCACAAACUGAGCGACGGUUCCAAAGCCAGAAGCGUCCUGUGCAACGAUCCCAAGAUCAGCGUCAUCCCGACAAAUUUCCCCCCGGACACCUCCAAGAUACGCAUCGAGAAGACGGCCGUCACGAGGAUCGCGAGCGGCAACUUCGGCUACCUGGGCAGCAUGGAGUUUCUGUGGAUGUCUUUCAAUGCCCUGAGCUCUCUCAGCGCAGAGAGCUUCCGGGGUCUCGCAAACCUGAACGAGCUGAGACUGGACGGGAACGCCCUCACCUGGUUCCCGUGGGAGUCUCUGAGCUCCAUGCCCAAUCUGAGGCUGCUCGACCUGCACAACAACAAGAUCUCCAGCGUGCCCGCCGAGGCCCUCGCGUACGUCCAAAACAUCACCUAUCUGGAUUUAUCCAGCAACACUCUCACCACCGUCCCCGCGAACGUCCUCUCGCUUUGGCUAAGCGUGAAAGCGCCUCAGGAUGCGGAUUCCUCCAAAUUUAUUCUUGGUCUCCACGACAACCCCUGGUUAUGCGACUGCCGCCUUUACGAUUUGGUCCAGUUCCAGAAAUCGCCGAGGUCAUCAGUCGCUCUGAUCGACCCCAGGCUGCGGUGCGCGGACCCGGAGAGUCUGUCCGGGGUUUUCUUCACGGAAGCGGAGGUCCAGAGGUGCCAGGGCCCCCGCGUGCACACGGCCGUAGCGCGCGUCCGCAGCUCGCUGGGCAACAACGUCCUGCUUCGUUGCGGCACCGUCGGCGUUCCCAUCCCCGAGCUGUCUUGGAACCGCGCCGACGGCAAGAAAAUCAACGGCACCAUUCAGCAGGAGAUCUCAAAGGAAGGCAUCAUUUGGUCCAUUUUGAGCGUGCCCGCAGUCUCCUACAGGGAUUCGGGAAAGUACGUGUGCAAGGCCACCAACUUUGUGGGCAGCGCGGACGCCAUCAUCUCCUUGGUGAUCACGGACGGCUUUCGCUCCGAAGAGGCCGGCGGCGUGGUCGCCAAGAGGCCCAGAGGGAAGAAGCCCGCAAGCGUCGGGAGGGCCGCGUAUCAAGAAAAGCUGGUCGCCAGAUACGUCCCUCCGCCGACCGCCUCGGCGGCGGGCAAGCCCCUCAUCGAAGCCCUCAAUGGCAAAGGCGUCACCGGGAAGUACGAGGUGGAGAGCUACAGCCACUCCUCCGGCUCCCGAGGACGAGGCCGGGGAUCGGCCCUUCGAAAGCCGGAGCGGGUCGCUUCGGGCAACGUGGCGGGCAACGCCUCGUCCUUGCAGCAGGCCCCCGAGAAAAGGAUCGUGCGUUCGGUGAAGGUGAUCGGCGACACCGACCACACGGUGUCGUUGAACUGGCGAGCCCCGACGGCCACAAACGUCACGGAGUUCAGCGUUCUCUACGCCGUCUUUGGCGAGCGCGACAUGCGGCGGAUCAACGUGGGAGCGGGCAAAAAUCGGAUCACCAUCGACGGCCUGGUGCCAAAAACAAAGUACAUCGCUUGCGUUUGCGUCAAGGGCCUGAUCCCGAAAAAGGAGCAGUGCGUCAUCUUCUCGACCGACGAGGCGGCCAGCGCCAGCGGCACCCAGAAACUCAUCAACGUGGUGGUCAUCACGGUCGCCUGCGUCAUCGCCGUGCCCCUCACUCUGAUCGUGUGCUGCGGCGCCAUUAAGAAGCGCUGCCAAAAGCUCCUCGGCCGGCCCUCCAAGGAAAUGCAGGACUCCUAUGUCACCUUUGAGACUCUGGGCCCCGGGGCCAAAACCAAAGGCGUCGAAGGCGAGUACCUUACGCGCUUAAACCCCGACGAGUCCAACAGGCUGCUUUCGGCGAGAUCCAGCGUCGAUUCCGAGGCCAUAACAAGGACUGAGGCGCCACCCAACGAGUAUUUCUGUUAGAACCCGACCGACAUUGGCCUCCACUUCCUGCAGAUGCACUUUGAGAGCGGAGUCGUGAAUCCGGAUGCCUCUUUGAGGGCUCUCCGAAGGACGCUGGCGGCUCAUUUGCCGCCGGAUGACGUCACCGAACCCCCUUGUGGAAGGAAUCCCAAGUCUUGCAUAUGAAAGCAAAAAGGGGAAAUUCUACACCGUGUGCGUGUGUUGUUGACGUUCAUACAGAUGUGUUUUGGGACCUCACGGUUCAUCUUUUCAACCCAAACCACAUUUUGUUAUCCAGCGUAACCUUUGUGGACAUGAAUCGAUUACAUUUAGAAAGCAGCUUGUUGCCCUGCAGCCGCAACUC